Molecule: messenger RNA, 893 nt
Organism: Raphanus sativus (radish)
Lineage: Eukaryota; Viridiplantae; Streptophyta; Magnoliopsida; Brassicales; Brassicaceae
Exons: 5
Coding region: 161-715 (184 amino acids)
Cellular component (GO): endoplasmic reticulum; nuclear envelope; membrane
Molecular function (GO): glutathione peroxidase activity; glutathione transferase activity
Source: RefSeq, a predicted model, not a curated record
CGCGAUAGGCAGAUCUGAUAGUAUUAAAAUAAAAUAAAUCAAUCUACCGACUGAAAAGUACAUUUAUAUUGUUGUUAACUACACCUUAUAGGCAGAUCUGAUGCGAGUGUUAAGCUAAAUCUCAGAAGCUCACAUUCAAAACCUUCUUCAAAGCAAAUCAAUGGCGAUCACCGAGUUUCUGCCUAAAGAGUACGGAUAUGUCGUUCUUGUCCUCGUCUUCUACUGCUUCAUCAACUUUUGGAUGGGCUUUCAAGUCGGCAAAGCUCGCAAAAGGUAUGGAACACGUGUGUCUAGGCCUGAGUGUUCGGGUACCCAUUCGGGUAUGGGUCGGUUCUUUCGGGUAUCGGGUUUUUCGGGUUUGGAAACUAAAACCCAUUCGGGUAUUAUAAAAUUUCGGAUCGGGUUCGAGUCGGGUCUUUCCGGGUUCGGGUGGGUUCGGAGCAAGUCCAAUGCUGUUACUCUCGAGAGAGGACACCAAAACGCUCUAGAGAUGAUGCCAAUGUACUUUAUACUAAUGAUACUUGGUGGGAUGAAACACCCUUGCAUCUGUACUGGCUUGGGUUUGGUCUACAAUAUUUCUCGAUUCUUCUACUUCAAAGGUUACUCUACUGGAGAUCCCACAAAGCGCCUCACCAUCGGGAAAUACAGUUUCAUGGGAUUGUUUGGUCUCAUGAUCUGUACCAUCUCCUUUGGUGUCACUCUCAUCCGCGGUUAGGCCAGUUCUACUCCUUUGUGAGGUUGAUGAUUCUAUGGACUUUGGAUCCGGUCCUUAUGAGUUGUCUACAUGCUUAUGUUAUAAUGUUAAGAGUUCGUCAGGUUGUUGCUUACGGAACUGUUUUUUCAAGUUGUAAUAAAACUAUGGUUUUACGUAAAACAAAGAAACUUCACAUCCC